ACACCGAGCAGGUUUACAUUUGGAUGACCGACCUCCAGUGGCCUAGGCUACACCACGGUGACCUAACACCUCCGCCUCCUCACUAUCAUCACAGCUCACCACCACACCUCGCUAGCAUCCGGGCAGUGACUAACCUGUACACGCCCACUAGCCUUGACCUCGGCAAGUGUCCGCACUUGAGGAAAGGAAAGCGCCUCUAGCCCAGACGACUCCCUUGGGCAAGUGAAGAUGUCUGGAAGUUGAAAAGUUGGUUUCAAACUUAUCCAGGGAGAAUGUAUCGUAGACGUCAGCAGACUCCUCUUUUGGACUGAAGAGAAAGUGGCACAUAAUUGGAAGGGAAGAUGGCGAAUUCGACAGAUGGAUUGUUUUCGCAGAACACACUCGACAAUAUCUCACAAACGGAACCGCUACGGGCAAUACGGGAGAAUGUUUACGGGACGUACACCCAAGGAAUCAUCAUUGCAAUAUGCGGAAACUUUCUGAUCAGCAUAUCUUUAAAUAUCCAGAAGUACACCCAUGUGCGCCAGUCUCAGCGGGGCUCCAGUAAGCCCUACUAUAAGAGUGCGUUGUGGUGGCUGGGCAUCUCCCUCAUGGGCCUGGGGGAGCUGGGCAACUUUGCAGCCUACGGCUUCGCCCCGGCCUCUCUCAUCGCACCCCUGGGCUGCGUCUCUGUGAUAGCCAGUGCCAUUAUCUCAGUGCUCUUCCUCAAAGAGAGUCUCCGCGCCUCCGACCUACUCGGGGGAGCUCUUGCGAUCACUGGGACGUACCUCCUGGUGACCUUUGCCCCCCACUUCGCCCCUCAUGUCACUGCCAACAUGGUGGAGAGGAGCCUGAUGAGCUGGGAGUUCCUCACCUACAUCUUUGUGGAGGUGAUUGCGUUCUGCAUCCUGCUGUACCUGUACAAGUGCAGGAAAAUGAAGCACAUUGUGAUCAUCAUGAUGCUUGUUGCCCUGCUCGCAUCUGUAACAGUCAUCUCAGUCAAAGCCGUGUCUGGCAUGAUCACGGAGUCCAUUCAAGGAAACCAUCUCCAGUUCACCUACCCCAUCUUCUACGUCAUGUUCAUCCUCAUGGUGGCCUCCUGUGCUUUCCAGAUCAAGUUUCUCAAUCAAGCCAUGAAAAUGUUUGAUGCCACAGAAGUGGUGCCAAUCAACUAUGUUUUCUUCACGGCCAGUGCAAUAGUUGCAGGUAUCUUAUUCUAUCAGGAAUUCUUUGGCUUGUCUCCAAUCAACAUCUUCAUGUUUGUUCUUGGAUGUCUACUAUCUUUCAUUGGAGUGUUCUUGAUCGCCCGAACCAGACCCAAAAUCAAGACGGACCGUGUAUUCAUCAGUAUGGGUCAAAUCCCAGAGGUGCACUGAGAAAGUCCAACCAGAGACCAAGAGCACCGCAUACGGAUCCCUGGCAUCCAAGCUGAUGUGCAACAGAGGAGUGCAUACAGACGACUCCUAAACAGUGGUUACACUGGGGCUACAUCAUGGCUACUGUACAGAGAGAGAGAGAGAGAAUGUAUAAUGACUGAAAGAGUGUAAGUGUAAAGACAGCAAGAUUGGGGUGAGUCAGGACUAACCCUGAUAGAGUACGCUGACUUGAAAGUGAUGUGUGUGUGCUGCUCAACCCCAAGACACUGACUGAAGAAAGGUGUUUGCCUUUAACACAAUAACUUCACUCUCAGAGCUCUGCAAGCAAUGAAAAAGGGAAAUAUUCAUGAGAAAAUAAUAUUAUUUUGUUGUCAUGGCGAUAUUUAACUUCUCUACUGAAAUUUAAUAAACAAUGUUAUUAUGCCAUGAAGUGUUGCUGCUGGGUGUCUCCAAAAUUUAACUAACUACUGC
Molecule: messenger RNA, 1826 nt
Organism: Sardina pilchardus (European sardine)
Lineage: Eukaryota; Metazoa; Chordata; Actinopteri; Clupeiformes; Clupeidae
Product: NIPA-like protein 2
Exons: 11
Coding region: 342-1355 (337 amino acids)
Biological process (GO): magnesium ion transport
Cellular component (GO): membrane
Molecular function (GO): magnesium ion transmembrane transporter activity
Source: RefSeq, a predicted model, not a curated record